Pectinophora gossypiella (pink bollworm) is the source of this 808-nucleotide messenger RNA. It is a transcript of the gene Ntf-2, whose product is annotated as probable nuclear transport factor 2. The transcript is spliced from 4 exons. The record is from RefSeq and is a predicted model, not a curated record. The coding region runs from base 124 to 516 and encodes 130 amino acids. Gene Ontology annotation, biological process: protein import into nucleus. Gene Ontology annotation, cellular component: nuclear pore central transport channel. NCBI's taxonomy places the organism in Eukaryota, Metazoa, Arthropoda, Insecta, Lepidoptera, Gelechiidae.
AUCUCAUCUAAUCAUUCUCGUUCUUUUUUCACUGUGCGAGACGUAUUGCAAUAGGACUGAAAAUUAUAUUUUUACAGCGAAUUCUGGUUUAUCUAGUGAUAAUUUGGGACAUAACCCGUCUAAAUGGCGCUUAAUCCACAGUACGAUGCUAUUGGAAAAGGAUUCGUACAGCAAUACUAUGCAUUGUUCGACGAUCCGGCACAACGGCCAAAUCUGGCGAAUAUGUACAACGUCGAGACCUCAUUUAUGACUUUUGAAGGCGUCCAACUUCAAGGGUCAAUGAAAAUUAUGGAAAAAUUAAAUAGUUUGAUGUUUCAAAAAAUACAUAGAAUAAUAACAGCAGUUGACUCACAACCUAUGUUUGAUGGUGGUGUUCUAAUCAAUGUCCUGGGGAGGUUGAAGUGUGACGAAGACCCCCCACACGCGUACAUGCAAACAUUUGUGCUGAAGCCCCUUGGAGAAUCCUUCUUUGUGCAACAUGAUAUAUUCCGCCUCAGCAUCCAUGACGCUGCCUAAUCUUAAUGUAAACAACAUCCAACAUUUUACAAGACGAACAAGAUCAUGCAGAAAGUCAAUACUCGUAUGGUCACCCCGCUAUUUUAAUGCAUUCUUGUUUUGGUUAACUAGGUAUAAGUAACUGGUAUGUUUAUUGCCUACUGUAAAUUCUAAAAUUGUAAAUUAUCUAACAAAAUCAUCUUUGGAUUGUUUCUGGCUUAGACGAAUUACUUUUAAGACAGCUUAGUGAUGGCGGACUUACCUUCAGUUACAUGUAUACAUUUUGUAAUAAAUACAUUAUAAUUUUUUAUAA